Messenger RNA from Ctenocephalides felis (cat flea), 702 nucleotides. Its product is annotated as carboxypeptidase B-like. Bases 1 to 702 code for a protein of 233 amino acids. Gene Ontology annotation, molecular function: zinc ion binding; metallocarboxypeptidase activity. NCBI's taxonomy places the organism in Eukaryota, Metazoa, Arthropoda, Insecta, Siphonaptera, Pulicidae. The transcript has 4 exons. Gene Ontology annotation, biological process: proteolysis. The record is from RefSeq and is a predicted model, not a curated record.
AUGACGCACCUGCACACUUCUGUAUACUUCGUCACAGCACAGUUGCUAAUACAACUUGAUGCGGGGGGAGGAGAACGUCUCUGGCGUAAAACUCGAAGACCAGAUACUGUAAAUCCUGCUUGCGUUGGAGUUGAUGGAAACAGAAAUUAUGCUUAUCAAUGGGGAGGUGCUGGAACUUCUGAUAAUCCUUGUUCAGAUGUCUUCAAAGGUCGUGAACCAUUCUCCGAACCCGAGACUCGUACCAUGGGCAACCUGAUCAAAGCAGAAGCCAAUGCCAACCCUAACAGGGUCGGUUAUCUAACAUUCCACUCAUUCGGCUACUGGCUCCUGUUUCCUUGGGGACAUUCUCCUACUGCUCCAGAACCACCAUUUGCCCACAAAUUAAAAAGGGCGACCAAUAAUGUCGUGAAAGCAGUUCAUAGGAAAACUGGAGGAAUUUAUAAGGCUGGUAAUUCUGCCCAGCUCCUGUAUGCUGCAGCAGGAGGUGCUGAUGACUUUGCAAUGGGUGCAGCAGGAAUUGAAUUGGCGAUGACAGUGGAAUUGCCUCCAAGAGCUUCUGGAGCUGAAGGAUUCCUGCUGCCUCCUGAACGCAUCAUCAGCGUUUGCAAUGAGACUAUGAUUGUUGUUCGAGAACUUGGAAAUUUUUUGGUUGAUAACUAUUUGUUUAAGUGGAGAAUGAUAGAGAAUAAAUUAUUGUUUUGA